Nematocida parisii ERTm1 is the source of this 533-nucleotide messenger RNA. RefSeq lists its product as uncharacterized. Bases 1 to 522 code for a protein of 173 amino acids. Gene Ontology annotation, cellular component: nucleolus; small-subunit processome. Gene Ontology annotation, molecular function: small ribosomal subunit rRNA binding. The transcript has a single exon. The record is from RefSeq and is a predicted model, not a curated record. NCBI's taxonomy places the organism in Eukaryota, Fungi, Microsporidia.
AUGAAAGCACCACGGUUGAAACAAAUUAGAAGGCUGGUAAAGAAUUUAGAAAGGGCUGGUUACAGGGCCCCUUUUAACAUACUUGCAGACCACGAAUUUCUCAUUGCAUACCACAAGUCACAGAUGAGUUUGAGCUUUCUUGAGAAAUUAUUAAAUGGGAAGAUAAGAGUAUCCACCACAUCAUGCGAGUACAAACGGUACACCGCAGCUGUCAAAGAUAAAAAAUUAAUAGGGUACGUUGCAUUAAAGAAAUGCAAGCACGCAGAUGAGUUUAGAACACUUGAGUGUCUUUCAGAAGUGGUGGCAGACAAUAAUCCACACCACUACUUCAUGGCAGUUGCAGCGAAGUAUGCCAGGCUCAAAGAGGAAAAGAAAGUCCCUGUCAUAUUCAUUCGGUCUGGUGUCGUGUGUAUAGAGACAGACCCUUCUCUAAUCAAAGACAUAAAGGAAAAAGAGCCAGAAGGUCUUUCAUCAAAGGAGAAAGAACGGCUAGAGGCAAUGUUCAAUGACACUGUAUGCUAAUUAAACACACU